Molecule: messenger RNA, 1161 nt
Organism: Laccaria bicolor S238N-H82
Lineage: Eukaryota; Fungi; Basidiomycota; Agaricomycetes; Agaricales; Hydnangiaceae
Exons: 8
Coding region: 34-723 (229 amino acids)
Biological process (GO): base-excision repair, AP site formation via deaminated base removal; base-excision repair
Cellular component (GO): mitochondrion; nucleus
Molecular function (GO): uracil DNA N-glycosylase activity
Source: RefSeq, a predicted model, not a curated record
GAAGCCAAGCUGCAUAAUUUGGAAAAUGAGACUAUGGGCACCUCCUGGAUCAGAGUUCUCACACCGGAGUUUAAGAAACCUUACUUUUGCAAGUUAAAAGAAUUUCUAGUGGCAGAGCAUCUUUCGCACACUAUCUUCCCUUCUGUGGACAACAUUUAUUCAUGGUCGCGACUGACUUCUUUAGAUCAAGUCAAAGUUGUCAUCCUUGGCCAGGACCCAUAUCACAACGUUGGCCAAGCUCAUGGUCUUUCGUUCUCCGUUCUGCCCCCAACUAAACCACCGGGCUCAUUGAAAAACAUUUACAAACAACUCUCGACGGAUUUUCCAACUUUUUCGACACCAAAAUCUGGCGACUUGACGCCAGUCGCCAAACUUGGUGUUCUGUGGCUAAAUACUAGUCUAACAGUUCGAGCCCACAAGGCAGCUUCUCAUUCCAACAAAGGUUGGGAGGUGUUCACUGGCCAAGUCCUUCGUGCCGUUUUGCAGCGCAAGGAUGAGGAAGACGCAGGCGUGGUGCUCAUGGCAUGGGGCCUGCCAGCACAAAAGACUUGCGCAAAGUUAAACAUAAAUAAACAUCUCCUCCUUGAGUCAGCUCAUCCAUCGCCUCUGUCAGCUCAUAGGGGUUUUAUUGGAAAUGGUCACUUCAAAUUGGCUAAUGAGUGGCUGCGCAGCAACCACGGAGAAGGCGCAGAAAUUGACUGGACAGUACUUAACGAGAAAUAAUAGGCUCCCUCGACUCUAUUGUUGAAAAUAUUUUAUACCCUCUAUCUCACACCACGGCAAUGGAAACCUCCUUUGUGUGGCAAUCACAAAGCCAACUUGUCCACUUCAAUGAACUUACAAAUUGCCGUCAUCUUGAGCUGACCGCCCUCACAGCCAACAAGUGGCCACCACCCUUCGCCCUCUUUCCUGCGUCCGCUGGAAGGUCGUCCAAAGCGAUAGAAAUGCACCCCGUGAGACGAGAUGUUGGAUCCUUUUCUGUUAAGUUUACAAUGACCAUUGAAGUAGCCCGUCCAUCAAAACAGAGACAUCCAAAACCUGACGCUAUGCUUGGCUCGCUUUCCCUUUUCACGGAUGUGAUGUGGAUUGGGCUUUCGUCCCAACCUAAACUGAUGAUCACCACAUUGUAUAACGAAGUGCUCAGGUUUUUUGCUCCGUGAA